CAGGCAGCCGAUUGGUUUUGGUGUUUGUAAUUUGGAAAAUGUAAAAGCGUUUGUAUUAUAAUACUAUAAUCUGGUACAGAUAUUAUUAGAUUACUCUCUAAGUGCACUCCAAACAAGAUGCGCAUAUUAGCAACCAUCGGACGGCGAACCUGUCAACUACUGUCUGUCUCCCAACUGAUCUGCGAGUAAUUUGUGAUCGGAACCUACUUGAGACCUGAGACUGAGCAGAGAGAAGCUGAUUUUGGGGUAUUCGUGAGGUUUGCAAUCGAUUAGUCAAUGGCCGCACCACCGGCGAGGGCGAGGGCGGAUUAUGAUUACCUCAUCAAGCUUCUCCUCAUCGGCGACAGCGGUGUGGGUAAGAGUUGUCUUCUUUUGCGAUUCUCUGAUGGUUCCUUCACAACUAGCUUCAUCACCACCAUUGGAAUUGAUUUUAAGAUAAGAACCGUUGAGCUUGAUGGAAAGCGGAUCAAGCUUCAAAUUUGGGACACAGCUGGACAAGAGCGAUUCCGCACUAUCACCACAGCUUAUUAUCGUGGUGCCAUGGGAAUAUUGCUGGUUUAUGAUGUUACAGAUGAAUCGUCUUUUAACAAUAUUAGGAACUGGAUUAGAAACAUUGAACAGCACGCUUCUGACAAUGUCAACAAGAUAUUGGUAGGAAACAAAGCUGACAUGGAUGAAAGCAAAAGGGCUGUUCCAACCUCCAAGGGCCAAGCACUCGCUGAUGAGUAUGGCAUCAAAUUCUUCGAAACUAGUGCAAAAACAAAUCUUAAUGUGGAAGAAGUUUUCUUCUCAAUAGCCAGGGAUAUAAAGCAAAGGCUUUCCGAUACAGACACGAAAGCAGAGCCGACUACCAUCAAAAUCAAUCAACCUGACGGAUCUGCUGGAGGCGGGCAACUUGCAUCGAAGUCGGCAUGCUGUGGUUCUUGAACGAACAGAAGACGUCAAGAGCAAUGACACUUAAAAGUCAGUGUCACGCCGUGAGAAGAAGAACGAAAAAGGGGGAGAAAAAGAAAAGACUAUUGUGGUGAAUAUUUGUGGAAUUUUCGCUUCUGGAAAUGGGUCUAGUGUGGUAAUGAUAUAGGUUCUUGUUGAUUUGAGACACAGGAAUUUGCGUCUUCCUAUCGCUAUUAAGUUUAACGCACGUAUUCUACUUUCAAAUCUCCACGCAGAUUCAAUAUUUUAAUGUGCGAUGUGCAAACUUCAGUUCUGAAACUACUUGUUCAAAAAGUGCUAUUUGUGACUUGUCAGGGAAA
Salvia miltiorrhiza (redroot sage) is the source of this 1253-nucleotide messenger RNA. RefSeq names its product ras-related protein RABE1c. The record is from RefSeq and is a predicted model, not a curated record. Gene Ontology annotation, biological process: protein secretion; regulation of exocytosis. The transcript is spliced from 9 exons. NCBI's taxonomy places the organism in Eukaryota, Viridiplantae, Streptophyta, Magnoliopsida, Lamiales, Lamiaceae. Gene Ontology annotation, molecular function: GTP binding; GTPase activity. Gene Ontology annotation, cellular component: plasma membrane. The coding region runs from base 277 to 927 and encodes 216 amino acids.